AGAAGGAGUUGGCAGGCGGAACCAUAGAAAAAAAAAAAAAGGAUGGAGUGGCACGUAGGCUGUAAAAAAAUUUAAAGCCGCGGUUUUUUCGCGCUGCCUGCGUGAGGUCGCUCUAGCACCUCGCGUAUCUAUGAUCAAACCCUAGAAAAGCAGUCUAAGGGGGACCGGAAGUGCCUCUAAAGCGUGUGUAGAGAUUGACUUGGGGAGUUUUUGCUGGUUUUUCUUCGCAUGAAUUCGUCCACGGGGUCUUUCCUGCUCGCCUGUCCUCAUGCUGCCUGCUGAGUCUGCCCACAGACUGGUUUCCCUGCUCACCCAAGCCUUGGAAGACUGCACUGAGCAUCAGCAGCAGCUACAACAGAACCUAGUACGGUGCCGGGCUCUUCUCGGAGAUUGGGCCUCACAAGCUCCCGAAAGCCCAGUCCCCAAGGACAGUAAGAAGGAUGAUCAAGAAAGUGAGCCCCCAGCUAAGGAACUCGAAGAACUGGAGCUGCUUAACAAAGCCCUGGAGAAAGCGUUGAGAGUCCGAACCAAGUUCCUGCAGGCUCCAUGUGAAGCUGGAAAAGGCACCGGAGGCAAAAGCCCCAAAGCAGACGAAAAGCCUGUUACCAGUGCCACUUUAAAUCAGCAAGCACCUAGUCCCAAGAACAGGGACCCCAAGGUGGUCCGAGGGACAUCUGUGAGCAAGAAACGCAUGCCUCCCAAGAAGCCUUCGGCGUAUAUGCUGAAAGCUCCCUACAGGACUGACCCCGAUGUGAAAAGGCCCCAGAGGAAAAUAUCUGCUGGCGCCAGUGUCAGAGUUCCCAAGUGGUCUGCGAAGAAGUCGUCCAAAGAGGCUGCCACCCCCAAAGCCAAAUCACUUCUAAAAAUAACCCCAGUUGGCCAUGAAAAGGCCUUUGCUGCUGACGGACCCAGAACGCUGCCUGGCUUAUUGAAAUCUCUGCAUGAUUCAGAUCAAAGCCCUCUGUUCAAAAAUCCUGCUGAAGGCGGAGACUGUACACGCACUCGUCCUUUACUAGCUUUAGUGGAGCACAAUCCCGCAGAUCCUGCUGCAGAGUCUCUAGGGGCGCAGAGCCGCAUGGGAGAAGGGACCCCGGAUAUGCGUGCAACCUCAUCAACACUUCAGGAAAUGGGGUCUUUGCUGAAACUACCCCAUCCAUACAGAAAAGCGGUUUCCAGGUACACCAGGCUGCGGGAGAAGUGCCGCCUGUGCCAGACGAGCCCAGACGCAAUUGCCGCCAGGGAGCGCUUUGUGGGGAAGCUGCAGGCCACGUUCCACUCCCCUCCACCAGCCUUCAGCCCAGCAGAGGUGAAAAAGGGCUUGAUGCAUCUUCAUGACAUCCACUCACUCCUCAAGCAGCGCAUGGAAGCCGAGACCCCUGCUGCUCUUGGAGAAAAUCUGACUUGGGAAAGAGAAUACGAGAGUCUUCUGAUGCUGGAAGGCGUGCAAGCCAUCGUAUCCCAGUGUCUGGACAAAGUGGAGCAGCUCAGAGAAGCGAUCGAGUCCCACCUGGAGCUGUCACCUGCUGACUCGGCUUGCAGCGAGCCCUGCCCCUCGCAGGAGUGUCCUUCUCUUGGCAAGCAACGGUGCUGGGACGGAGAAAUGGCCGGCCUGCCUCCUGUGCUUUAUUACUCCAGCCCCCAGGAGCUGACGGACAUGGAGGACUUGAAGCUGCAGGUGGCGAUGCUGCGCCAGCGGCUGGACAUCCAGAAGGCCAUGCAAGCCGAACUCCUCCCACUUCUAGAACCCGGGCGUGUUCCCGAAGGUUCCAGAGCAUCUUUGUACCGUGCCAUGUACACACUGCUGUGUGAAGGGGGAGGGCGCUUCCCUGUGCUUGUACACGAUGAUGAACUAGCCCGCUGACCCGGAAUUAUGGACCAGAUGGAUGAGAAGCUGCAGAAUGAGCAGCACGCUCAGGCUGAAGUCCUUCAGGUGCUGCACUCCCUCGGGCUGUUCUGUGAAUGAUCAGGCUAGUGGUUUGUUGAGUGGCACCAUCUUGUGCAAUCGUGAAGCAAAUAAAACUGUUUUAUACCUGA
Molecule: messenger RNA, 2034 nt
Organism: Hemicordylus capensis (graceful crag lizard)
Lineage: Eukaryota; Metazoa; Chordata; Lepidosauria; Squamata; Cordylidae
Gene: TEDC2
Product: tubulin epsilon and delta complex 2
Exons: 10
Coding region: 269-1861 (530 amino acids)
Source: RefSeq, a predicted model, not a curated record